GUCCUCUCUUAUCUCUGCUACAUUAUCCCAAUCUAAAUGCAUUUCUUCUCCAAAGCACAAACCAUUCCCAAAAAGCAUCUCCAUUCACAAUGGACUCCCCACUCCAAACCUACCAAAACCCUCCAUGAAACCCUUUGGCUUGUUCAAAUCAGCCAACUUCUCGAACCAAAUAACCUUCAAACAGCCUUACAAACUCCCACUUCCAUCUUUAAGAUUGCUGAUUCCAUCACCAAAAACAACCCAGAAGCUUACUUCCCCCGCCGUGUAGCUCUUGGGCCGUACCACCACUUCAAAAAUGACCUCCACAAGAUGCAAUUAUUCAAGCUCCACAACACAAUCAAGGCAAGAGAAACAUUCCAUCUCCAAGAACUCAGCCACAUUAUGGAUGAACUCAAGCACUUGGAGAUCAAAAUCCGAUCUUGUUUCGACCAUUUUCUCGAUAUUGGGUCCGAGGCCUUGGCAAGAAUCAUGCUCAUAGAUGGGUUGUUCUUGAUUCAGCUGCUGGUCAUUUCCACCGAUGAAAAAGAUGAGCUUAGAAGUGCUAGGCCUGAUCUUUGUCUCCCUUCUCCAUUUCCUUUGUUUGUUGAACAACAGUUGUAUAGUCAUCUAAUUGAGGGAAAUUUGAUGACCCAAGAUGAGUUUGUGAAGGACAUCCUUAAGCUCGAGAAUCAGAUUCCUCUUUUUGUUCUUAAAACAAUUUUACCUGAAAAUUUUGGCAACAAUUUGCAUCUGUUGUUCUUCAAAUUUUGUAACUUUGUCUCCCCCAAGCAACUUCCUCCCCAUGACAUGCCUGAUCUCAUGAGUUUAAGUGGCUAUACUAAUUUAUCCCAAAUUAUUGACCAAUCCCACCAUUUGCUUCACUUUUUGUAUCUUUUGAUCUUGGAUAGAAGAUUGAGUGUUGAUCAAGCAGUUGCAAUGGCACUGUUUCGUACUUCUUUCCUUGUGGAGUUGUUAAAUGUUUUGAGCUCAGUUCUUCAAAUUGGCUUCUUACAGCAGCUGAGUGAAGCUGCUGGGUUACUCCAAAGCUUGUUUGGUUUGCUUGGGAGAGUCGGGUCGUCGUCUUCUUCCUCGGGCGAGGACAUGGACAGCCCGCCGUUGAUCCCAUCAGCUUCGGAACUUAAAAGGGUCAGAGUGAAGUUCGAUGGUCGCUACAACGACUUUCAUGAAAGCAUGAGGUUCGAGCAGGAAUCGAAAAAAGUGUGUCUCGAGAUGCCGAGCAUGGCCAUUAAUGUCUUCUCGGAAGUAGUUUUCAGAAAUCUGGUGGCAUUUGAAGCAGCAACCAAAAAAAACGCUACUUGGUUUGCCUUCUAUGUGGCAUUGAUGAGUGGGUUGAUAACCACAGCCAAAGAUGUGAAAAUAUUGAAGCAAGCAGAGAUCAUUGAAAGCCAUUGGGGAAGUGAAGAAGAGGUGGUGAAACUGUUUGAUGGGCUGAGAAAUCUCUUGGAACUUCACAACCAGCAGAUGAGUUAUAGCUCUGGUAGAAUCAUGGAGAUGGCUGAGAUUCAAAUCGUUAAAGACAUCAAUUUCUAUUACGAAAGCUGCUGGAAGGUGAAAGCCAAGAGAUUCAUUAAGAGGUUUGUGAAUCCAAUAUUGAAGGUGAUUUUUCUUAUUCUUGUGAUUUUGCUCAUUGUUGUGGUUGUUCUACGUACAUCUUGUGGUUGGUUUAGUUGCUCUAGAGUUUUGCAUGUGCUUUCUGUAUAGCGUCACAAACAACAAUACUAAUUAGGUGUUUGCGUUUAAGAAUGGUAACAAUUUAGUCUCGUGAAAAUCUCAUCAAAAUUAAGUGUCGGUUAGUAUUACGUAGUAACUUGAUGCUUUGUUGAUCUUUGACUUAAUAUCUUAUACUCGAGCUAGAGAGGUGAUUUAGAAUCAGAUUUGGGAUGCAUAAUUGAGUAAGUUUUGAAAUGGUGAGAUUUAAAAAUUCUUUACUGGUCUUUAAAAGACUUUUUUUUUUUAUAUACAAGGUCAUUACAUUAAAGUUUUUGUUUAUUAUUCAAACUAGAGUAUGAAUAUUGGUUUCUUAAUUAGCAAAGAGAAUUAAUUUGUGUUCGAAAGAGGUAGUUCAGAGUUGAAAGUUCUUGACCUAUAGAAUUAACAGUUAAUUUAUCUAGUAAUUAAUUAAUUGGUUCAUAAAUUGAAAUUCUCAAAGAAUUUCUUCCUAUGGGUUUUCUCUUUAUCAUUUAUUUGCAUUGAUUUAUUUAUUUUUAUUCUAAUUCCAUAUUUUUCUAAAUUCAAUUGAGCGACUAUAUCUAUGGUACUUAAGUGUGCUAGAACUUAAUAUAGAGGACAACGUUUGUAUUCAUCACUUACCACUAUAUUAAAUCUUGACCUAUACAUUUCCAGUUAGCAAUUUCUAAUGUACACCGAAGCAAAUCCUAAUUUGUUAUUCAUAUAUUCCAAAGUAAUGUAUUUGUGAUAUAUUGAGUUUAAUUUCACUAAUAACAUUAUUGGAUAUAACUAGCUAGAGUUCGAACAAGAAUCAAAAAAAUGUAAUACGUCCUUGAGUAAGUCUACUCGUUGAAAAGAUGGAUACCCAAACGAUUAUGCCAAGUCUCAAGAUAAAACAUACAUGAUGUAGUGGUGUUACCAAAGGUAGUAGAAAUGGAAUUGUCUGUGGCAGGACCUCACAAUUAGCCUUGCCCCACAUUAGUAUGAGAGCCAGAUUUUUUCAUAAAAUUUGGACUUUUCUGUAACACAUGCUUAGUUUCAUAUUGAUCUUUGUCAAAACAUGACUUGAAUUAGUUUGAAUCAUGUGUUGGUGUUAUUUUUAAAGACGAUCGUGAUGCAUGUAUUU
Messenger RNA from Momordica charantia (bitter melon), 2794 nucleotides. Its product is annotated as putative UPF0481 protein At3g02645. NCBI's taxonomy places the organism in Eukaryota, Viridiplantae, Streptophyta, Magnoliopsida, Cucurbitales, Cucurbitaceae. The record is from RefSeq and is a predicted model, not a curated record.